GUUAGUAACUACCAAUUCGUGUUGUCCGCUGAGGCGGAAGGAAAGCGAACGAGCAACCCUAGCCGCCUGAGGGGAACGCCCCGAUCCGCAACGUAAGCUGCACUUGUCAUCCUAUUCCCUAUCCAAUUGUUCGCAGGCCGGCGACGAUGGGGGCGGUUCGGUUCGCGGCGAGGAGGAUCGGUGGCUCCCUGCUCCAGCGAACGCAGGCGGCGGUCGCGGGGGAGGGACAACGGCUCGUGCCAAGCAGGUUCAUGCGCCCCCGCCAGCUCUCCGACACUGUCUCCAGCGAGCGAUCGCAGGUGCCGGAGCGACUCCUCCUCGAGCCAGGCUGGCUUAUGCGCUACCGCCAGCACGCCAGCGAGAUCCCCAAGAAAAAGAAGCUGUCUGCCUUGGAAUCUGAGUUCCAGUGGACACAGGAGACGCUUAAUGCCUCGUGUGAUAGGUUGGAGGAGCUUCAAAAGCAAACAGCACCAGAUGCCUUUGAGUUGGGUGUGAAGGCCUACGGAAAUGCGGCUAAGGCUGUGGUCCGUGGAGCUGCCAAGGCGUUGUUUUGCUUCAGUCUGAUUACUUCUCUUAUUUUUGGUGGCAACGAGGUGGAAGACCAGGCUGCUACCAAGGAAAACCAGUGAAAGACAACAUAAAGAAAAGGAGUUCACCUCUGUAGUUUGGCUAGCUAGCACUGUGCUAUCUGAUUUUUUGUUCAGGUAAUUGUUGAUGCACUGUUCACUCAUGUCGUGGUGUAGAGAUGGACAGUCGAUAAAGAAUUAAUUAUUCCCGCC
Triticum aestivum (bread wheat) is the source of this 779-nucleotide messenger RNA. RefSeq lists its product as uncharacterized. Bases 147 to 629 code for a protein of 160 amino acids. NCBI's taxonomy places the organism in Eukaryota, Viridiplantae, Streptophyta, Magnoliopsida, Poales, Poaceae. The transcript is spliced from 4 exons. The record is from RefSeq and is a predicted model, not a curated record.